UAUAUUUGAAGUAAGAUAAUUCUUAAGAAAAUGAACACCUUAAAAUUCAUUGAUAAUAAAGAAAUAAUAAUUGAGAUUCUUCACUUGGCUAUAGAUUACCUGAUUGGAAAUAUUACUGACGAACAAACUCUUCGUUCGUCACACAAGUAUGGAUUUCAAAAUGCAGACGAUUUUCUGUUGGUCAUACGAAUCAUUUCAAAGUUUUACAAGGAUAUUUUAGUUAAAUGUGAAAAACUAACUCAAUUUUCGUGUAUAACCCCUGAAAUGAGCCGGCUUGCACAUCUUGUGCUAUCAGCACGCUACCCUGAGUUAAGGAGCAAUCUGGAGCAUUGGGAGUUCUUGGAAAAAAAGAAUGUCAUAGAAUCUUUUGUUUGGGACACACGGUUAAUAUUAGGAGAUAGCAGCUUUGGAAGAAAUAUACAUCAAUUAACAACUUUGGUUUUGCAAUACCGUCACAUACAUAUUCAAAAUGAGCUGUAUUUUGAAAUGAAUAGCGUUAUAUUAAGCGACUUCAUUUAUUUAUUAGAAAAUUUAUUAACCAGGUAAUCCAAAUAUUUUACAAAUAUUAUUGUUCUUAAAAUGUAAUUUUAAUUGAAAGUUUUAUCUGGUAGAUCUACAGACAUUUCUCAUUAAUACAGACACUUAAAUAUUGUUAUUCUUUCUAUUAAUAAACUUUUCUUUAUAUAGUUUCAUUCAGAACGAAGUAAUGUAAGGCUAACAAUAAAUGAUUGUCUCCAGCGAUUUUUUGGUCACUGCUUUCAGCACCGUUAAUUUGGUCAUAUUUUCGGGCUUAACCAACUGCAAGGUCUAAUAGAGAACGCUAUAGUCGAGAUAUACGACCGUCAGAUACCUGUUAAUAAGUUUGAAGUGUGAAGGAGAAAUUUAAAUUUUUUGUUUUGGAAUAUCGGUAGAAAUUGAGAAAAAAAAUUAAAAACAAAAUUUCGUAAGUGGGCGUCCGUUUUGAUGGGUGUGACAAAAAGUUAAACAAUUAAUAAAAAAAUCCGAAAAUAUCAAAACAAAA
Drosophila sechellia is the source of this 1021-nucleotide messenger RNA. RefSeq lists its product as uncharacterized. Lineage: Eukaryota; Metazoa; Arthropoda; Insecta; Diptera; Drosophilidae. The transcript has 2 exons. Bases 31 to 546 code for a protein of 171 amino acids. The record is from RefSeq and is a predicted model, not a curated record.